AUGAAACAGGUACAAGUAAAUGAUGAUGAUCAAGAAUCUAUACUAUAUAUAAUAAUCCAAUCCUUACAAGCAAUAGACCACUUUAAUAUAGACAAAAACAACAAUGCAACAGAUUUGGAAAAUAUACUCUACUCGUUGAUCCAGAUGUUUCGACACUUACAGCAUGAUACAGUUCUAUCUUCCCUUCACAAAUACUCCAAGACUUUGAAACAAUCGAAUAAUGUGUUUAAAAAUAUUCUAUCAAGCCCCAUCGACUUCAAAUUGGAUCUCUCUAUUAUCCUAUUUGCAUAUCUCUCUAUCUAUCCAGACUUCGACCAGUUGAUAAUAUAUUCUGAUUUCCAAGAAAUCAUCCCAUUGGACCAAAAACAUCCACAUAACACCACAAGGGAUUCUCCCUUGCCCACCGUCUUCAGCAUCAUCAAACAGAUCGAAAAUUUUAAAACAUUUGAUAAAAAAUUGUUGUCCUUCCUAAACUGGGAUAUCUCAAGAGAAACAGUUUUAGAAAAUUGGAUUCAAUCAUCCAAAAUAUUACAAGAUUAUAACAAUAAUAGAAGUGGGAUUAGUACUACUAAUGCACCUGUUUUAUUUGAUUUACUACAGAAUGAAGUUGAUCUGCAUUUCUAUCUUAUCAACUAUAUGUCUUCAAAUAUCGAUCCGUUACAAUUCACUAUUCAUUCUGACCAUUUAAUUCUCAAAUUAUACCACAGGAUUAUCCUUCUGGAUCCAAAAUGGGUCCCCAGGAACCUUUAUAAUCAAACGGUCACCACUCUCUUAAAUAUAGACAAAGAUAUUGAUUCCGUGGAAUUCAACCUGCAGGUCCUAAUGGAAUUGAUCGACCAUCCGGAGUAUAACCUUCUAGAGAUGCCCAAAUUCGUCAUUCUUCUAUACCUCUCUCUUUCAAGAUUGAAGACCGUUCCAUCUACACAAUUACACGAAGUUCUAACCACACUGGGUACCACACAGACUCUGUUGUCUCUGCUUAAUAUGUCACAAUUCAUCAUUGCCCGAUUUCUAAAUAGUAUCUCUUUGGUCUCUAAAGGAAUACCUGAUACUGGCUCCAAAUCUGUUAAUUCUAAAACUAAGCUAUUGGACCCGUUGUAUAAAAUCCCUAGAUGGUUUCAACAAGAAAUGCUGCCUGAUAUCCCUCCAAUAUCUAAAUCCUUAUUUGUUUUCGACACCUCCAUGAAAAAUGCUAUGGCAUUAUCAUUGGUAGACAUUCUGACUAUCCUUCACCAAUGUCUAAAUUUAACAAUCAUAAUACAUAACAAUAUUAUCGAUCAAUAUUAUGCUUUGAAACUUAACGUAUUCCAAUACGAAGAGUCUAUAACUGUACAAGUAGAAUAUCUUUUGAAACAACAAUUCUUCCAAAAUAAUUAUAUACCACUUUUUUCUACUCUAUUAACUUUAAUUAACAUGUAUCCUCAUGAAAACAUCCACAAAAACAGCAAUAGAAGUACUCUUAACGACUCAUCCUCCAUGCCUGUUAAGGAUCAAUUCUACCAAAUGCUUUAUAACUCCAAUUUCACACUACACAAUAUCAAAAAAUUAAUUACUUUCAAUUCAAUAAAAUAUAUUGAGUCAUUAAUUACAUCAUAUAAAGAUAUCGCAUUAUAUCAUUUGCUUAAAUUCAUAUCUCUAAUUUCACAAGAAAAUCUAUUUUUACAAAAAAUUUCUAUAAAGAUUCUGAACCAUUUGUUCUUUCAUAAUAAUGAUAACGAUUUCAUUUUGACAUUAUGUCAAAAAAAUGAAUUAUCAUUUAAUGAACUUUCCACAUAUAUUAAACUUUGGAAUGACGGUACAACAAAUUACACAUUAUUUUAUUCCGAACUAUUAAAUGAAAAACAACCAAUGGUCGAUAUUGGAAAAGUCUCUUUAAGAAAACUACAGAAAUUGAUUCCAAAUUUGGAUAAAGUGAUAAAAUAUCACGAAAAUCAAAAACAAAAAGUCGUUACACAUUAUGUUGAUAAAUCAAAGGAUUUUAAAGAUUAUACCUCUUCUAUCCCUUCAAAUGAGUAUAAUUUUGCCUAUCAGACAAUUGACAUAAUCAAAAAUAAUAUAACUAACAAUUAUAGCAGUAACAACAACACUAACACUAAUAACGCCAAUAGCAAUAACAAUACCCAACCAGGCUCCUUCCCACAAACAAUUCAGCCUACUCCACAAAAGAGGAUGAAAAAUUACAUGUCAGUCAAUAAAUACGAUGCAUACACUGCACCAACAUUUAUUCCUUCAGGAAAUAACAGUAUGAACAAUAGUACCUUAAUUAAUACAAAUAACACGUUUAACAAUAACAUCAAUAAUACUCAUGAUACUCUUUUGAAUGGUUGUUAUACACCACAAGCACAACAACUUAUCAAUUCUGGAAGUAAUAUUUACUCCACUCCAUUGACAUACAUUCAACAACAACAACAAUCUAUGACAUCUAAUUUCAAUGGCAUUAACAUGGAUAAUUCUAAUCCAAUGAACAUGAAUUUUCAAGGUAUGAAUCAAAAUGAAAUAUAUAAUAACACACAAGGAAAUUUUCCAAUACAAUCUAGUUUCAUGGGCACUUCUCAAAACGUAUCUCUAUCAGGUAAUAACAAUAAUAAUAUUCAAAUGUUAUCUCCAACUAAUGUCAUGUUUGCAUCUCCAUGGAAUGAUUCCUCUACGAUGAGUUUGAAUACACCACAAAAUAAGAUUGUUAAUACAGGCAAAGACUAUAUUCUUGGCGGACACCAUCGAAUGCAAAACAAUAGCAGAGCACAAUCCAUCCAUAUAGAUCAGUUUGAGAAUAUUUAA
Molecule: messenger RNA, 2778 nt
Organism: Arxiozyma heterogenica
Lineage: Eukaryota; Fungi; Ascomycota; Saccharomycetes; Saccharomycetales; Saccharomycetaceae
Gene: VIR1
Product: Vir1p
Exons: 1
Coding region: 1-2778 (925 amino acids)
Source: RefSeq, a predicted model, not a curated record